This is a messenger RNA of Umbelopsis ramanniana AG, 1340 nucleotides long. RefSeq lists its product as uncharacterized. The record is from RefSeq and is a predicted model, not a curated record. Gene Ontology annotation, molecular function: lipid binding; protein binding. The transcript is spliced from 7 exons. Gene Ontology annotation, cellular component: Rvs161p-Rvs167p complex; mating projection tip; actin cortical patch. Bases 45 to 1292 code for a protein of 415 amino acids. Gene Ontology annotation, biological process: actin cortical patch localization; plasma membrane tubulation; endocytosis. NCBI's taxonomy places the organism in Eukaryota, Fungi, Mucoromycota, Umbelopsidomycetes, Umbelopsidales, Umbelopsidaceae.
GACUGCCAGCGUGCGCCGUGAACCUUGUUCUUUUUACAUUCAACAUGAGCUGGAAGGGUAUGAGCAAAGCUAUCUCGCGGUUACCGCACCAGGUAAUGGCGAGCAAAAGCAAAGGCGAAGUGACAAAGGACUUGGAAUUUGAAGAGUACGAAAAGAGGUUUUUAACUGUUCAGAAGCAAGCGGAUACUCUCUUGGCAGACGCACAGGCGUUCCGCGACGGUGUUGCAGCUAUGCUUUCACACCAAAUUAUAUUCUCUCAGAGUUUGACUCCCUUAUAUCAACCUACCAUGGGAGUGCCGGAACCAGAGGAUGGAAUCAACAGGCGAAGACAAACCCAACUGUCGCACAGCGCAACGAAAGCUGCUGAAGAUUAUGAGGCUUGCAUGCAAGCUUGCAAGGAUGAGCUUACACCAGAAAUUGAUAAUCUGGACCAUACCGUCAUACAGCCAGUUGUCAAUCUGCGUGAGAUUAUGCGACAAAUCGUCAAGACCAUUACCAAACGACAUCACAAAAUGGUAGACUAUGAUAGAUUUCGAUCUAAUUUGACGAAACUGCAGAGCAAGGCGGAAAAAAGCAUCAGUGAUGAAAAGCAAAUAUUCAAGCUGGAAAGUCAAUUGGAAACAGCUACCCAGGACUUCAAUUUCUUGAACGACAUGUUGAAGGAACAGCUACCGUAUUUCCUCCAAUUGAGAUCUCAUUUUAUCGAUCCUAUAUUUCAAGCGUUUUACAGUCUCCAAGUCAAGAUCUAUUUGUCCAUGUGGCAGCGUAUUCACCAAGUUGUCGAAGAAAACCCCGGACAUUUUGAAACCGUUCAAUACAGCAUUCAGGAUGGAUACCAGGCAAGGCAGCAAAAUUUCAAUGCGCGUGAGGUGCUUGAACAAACGGAGUUGCUCGAGAAAAGCGGUAAAUCGUGGAGAGGAGCAACUGGAACGUCCGGCAAAAUGUCGCUACAGGAACGAGCAGCAAUGAAGAAGGAGGGCAAUAAUGCACCAAGCAUUUCUCGAACGUAUUCCCAAAGCUCCAACGGUUCUCUGCCGCCGCCAUCUUACGCUGCAUCGCCCAACUAUACCACUCAAGGUCCUCCUCCACCUCUUCCUCGAAAGCCGUCGUCACCAGCGGGCAACUAUGUCACGGCAUUGUACGAUUACCACGCGCAAGCUGAUGGUGACUUGAGUUUUGCAGCCGGAGAUAGGAUUCUAGUCAUAGACAGAAAAGGUCCAGAUGAAUGGUGGACUGGAACUUUCAAUGGUGCUCAAGGCGUUUUUCCUGGCAACUACGUAGAAAGUGCCUAGGUGUAACAUGCUAUUAAUAAAGUACACUAUUAUCAAAUUACAGAUGGG